Molecule: messenger RNA, 2559 nt
Organism: Ilex paraguariensis (yerba mate)
Lineage: Eukaryota; Viridiplantae; Streptophyta; Magnoliopsida; Aquifoliales; Aquifoliaceae
Source: the annotation of a GenBank genome assembly
AUGCAUUUGUUCAUGGUCGAUAUUUGGUUUACAUCUAGGAAUGUUAUAUCUAAGAUAUCCAAAAUUCCAAAUACUAGUGCACUUCCCCAGAGAGGUGGUGAAGUGAAUCUUACGUUGGGAGGUAUUGACUUGAAUAAUUCUGGGAGUGUUGUUGUCAGAGAAGAUAAAAAGCUGUUGACUGUACUGUUUCCCGAUGGGCGUGAUGGGAGAGCAUUUACACUUAAGGCGGAGUCAUCAGAGGACUUAUAUGAGUGGAAGACAGCCCUAGAACAUGCUCUUGCACAAGCACCAAGUGCCGCUCUUGUGAUGGGACACAACGGGAUUUUUCGAAAUGACACUAGUGAUACAAUUGAAGGGUCUUUCCAUCAAUGGAGGGAUAAACGCCAUGUCAAAUCUUUGGUGGUAGGACGGCCAAUUUUGCUAGCACUAGAAGAUAUAGAUGGAGGCCCAUCCUUCCUUGAGAAAGCUCUUAGGUUUCUUGAGAAGUAUGGAACUAAAGUAGAAGGAAUAUUGCGACAAUCUGCUGAUGUCGAGGAGGUAGACCACAGAGUUAAAGAAUAUGAACAAGGCAAAACUGAAUUUGGUCCCGAUGAGGAUGCUCAUGUGGUUGGUGACUGUGUUAAGCAUGUUCUUAGGGAGCUACCCUCGUCUCCUGUUCCUGCUUCUUGCUGCACUGCGUUGUUGGAAGCCUAUAAAAUUGAUCGGAAGGAAGCAAGGGUCAAUGCUAUGCAGUCUGCAAUUGUGGAGACAUUUCCUGAACCAAACAGGCGUUUAUUACAGAGAAUCCUGAAGAUGAUGCACACAAUUUGUUUGCAUGCUUCUGAGAACCGGAUGACUCCAUCUGCUGUUGCUGCUUGUAUGGCACCAUUGCUUUUACGCCCUCUUUUAGCUGGUGAAUGUGAAAUGGAGGAUGAUUUUGAUGUAAAUGGUGAUAAUUCUGCCCAGCUUCUUGCUGCUGCAAAUGCUGCUAAUAAUGCUCAAGCCAUUGUUACCACACUCUUGGAGGAGUAUGAGAACUUUUUUGAUGAUGCUAGUCUACAUAGGUGCUCCAUUUCAGCUGAUUCUCGGAUUGAAAACAGUGGGAGUGAAGAUUCAUCUGAUGAUGAAAAUCCGGACGGUAAAGAUAAUGGUUACCAUGAUGCAGAAAAUGAAGUCGGCCCAGAAACUGAUGAUGACCCUGAUCGUGUAUUCAGUGGAAAAUUCAGCGAAAGCAGUGGUUCUGCUGGAACUGAUCUUUAUGACUAUAAGGCUUUUGAACGUGAUGAUUCAGAUGCUGGGUCCCCCAGGAAUAAUCUCACUUCAGCGGCCAAAUCCAACAUGCUUGUAGAUUCUGAACCGCUGAGAGAUUCUACAAUUCAAUUCAAUGAGCAAAAAGGCCGAUCGCAUAUGGCAAGUGAAAAUGAAAUGGAUGCUGCUAACAUUUUUCCUGGUAGUGAUUCUCAUCGAUCAAUGGGGGAGAUACUGUCUUCUAUGGAGCAAGGGCUGCCUCAAUCUGCUGCUGGACCUGAAUCAAGUGUUGAGAAGCCAGUGAGCAAACUUACAAGCUCCAAUCUCAAUGUUAAACGUUCCACAUUUUGGGGAAGAAGCUCCGCAAGAAAGACACCUUCAACAGAAUCGAUUGAUUCUUCUGGAGAGGAAGAACUUGCUAUUCAGAGGCUUGAGAUUACAAAAAAUGACUUACGCAACAGGAUUGCAAAGGAGGCUAGGGGAAAUGCGAUUUUGCAGGCUAGCUUGGAGAGAAGGAAGCAAGCUUUGCAUGAGCGUCGCUUGGCUCUUGAGCAAGAUGUCUCAAGACUGCAAGAGCAACUGCAAGCUGAGAGAGAUCUUAGAGCUGCAUUGGAGGUUGGACUGAGCAUGUCUUCUGGACAGUUUUCCAGCUCCCGUGAUAUGGAUUCCAAGACAAGGGCCGAGCUUGAGGAGAUUGCUCUUGCUGAAGCAGAUGUGGCACGAUUAAAACAGAAAGUUGCCGAACUCCACCAUCAACUCAAUCAGCAGCGUCAACAUCACUAUGGCUCCCUUUCUGAUGCUUGCGAUCGUUAUCAACAUGUCCAAAAUCAUAAUUCUCAACAGAAAUUUUUUCAGCAAGAUUUUGAUACAACUCUUGCUGUUGUUAACCAUGAAAGGAAACAAAGAACUGAGUUUGUAUCCCACUACAUUGGUGCCAUGAAACAUGGGAUCAGAGAGGAUCAGGAGAGUUUUAAAGGACAAUUAUUAGCAUCUGGCAGCAGUAGUCGGCAGCCUGGCCGGAAGCAAUUUGUAGAUGCAACAAGCUUGAGUAACUCCAAAAGUACUGAGGCAUCCACAAGCAUAUCUGUUGAUGAUCUUUGUUCUGUUGAUUCAGCCUUCAUGCCUUCCACUUCAACGGCAGCUGAUGUGAUGGAUUAUCCUAAACAUCCCUCAGUUUCAUCUUCCACUUUGGUAGAAUUAACAACUCGUCUUGACUUCUUCAAGGAACGCCGCUCUCAACUGAUGGAACAACUCCACAGUCUCGAUCUAAACUAUGGGACAGCACCUUCACAAGAUUUUGUGUAUAAAGCGUCAUCACCCUCAUGGAACUGA